UGUGAGUUGGGAGUACCACAGAGAAUAACCUAAUCACAAAGGAGAUUAUUACAAUGUUGAGAUGUCAUUUAGGAAAACUUUCUUCGUCAUCUCUCAAAUUUUUUACUACUUCCUACAUUAAAACCCUCAAUACUGGUCUUCUUAGCACCCAUCGAUGUUUCUCUUCGACUCAGACAACUUCAUUUGCCGAUCAAAGUUGCCCUAAAAAACAAGAUGUCAAAAUUCCUGUUAGGGCUUAUUUCUUCAAUACUAGUAUUGAUUUAAAAGGUUUAGUGAAUGAGAAUGAAGUCAAUUUUAUACCAUCUACUACUCCAGCGACUAACAAUGUGGUUUUAAGAUUCGGUGAUACUGGUUCUUCUCCUCCUGGUAGCUUAAAUAAUGGGGGUUACUCGUAUAUGUCAGUUUUCCCCUAUGGAUCAAUUGUACUGUUUAAUAUUCCUGAUCAUGACAUCAACAAGUACCUCAACAUUGUGGAAAGGCAUACUUCAGGGUUUCCCAGGAAGGAUAACAACUAUAUGCUGUGCAAUAAAUCUAUGAAUUAUGAGGUGAUAGAGAAGCCAAAUUUGCCGGUGAGGAUGCAAGGUGGGUUUGAUUAUAUAAUGCUGCAGGAAUUGAACCCUUCUGGGAUUCAAAUAAUUGGUAGUAUUAUUGGUCAAAGUGUCGCUCUUAAGCACUAUAUUCGGCAGGUUGAUGGAGUGAUGUUUGGUUUAUCAAAAUUAAACUACCGAAAGAAUCUAUCCAGUAAAAAGGUUAAUAAACUUGUUGGUAAGGCAAAUUGUAGUCUAGCUGAUGCUGCUCUGAAACUCGUGUGGUCCACGCGGAAUUCAAGUCCUAUGCAUACUCUUAGGGUUGGGCUUUUUGAGAGCCUGGCGAGGUCAAACAGUGCAGAAUAUGCCGAGAUGUGGGAGUACCUCCGAAGUAAAUUUAAAUUAUCUAAGAGAUAUCCAGGCCUUGAUUUCAUGUUUGAGUUUAAGGAUCUCAAUCUGGACUUGGCUCUCGAUGAAUUGAUCGGAAAGGAUGUUUUGCCGAUGCCAAUGCUUGUACGUGAUAGCAGUUUCACAGUGUUUUACUUUACAUGUUGGGACCCAGUAGUCACAUUUUUAGAAGACCUUUUGGGCAUGCCAGAUCCAGUAAGGGAAGUCACUGCAGUUGCAUAACUGAUGUAUUUAGCUUUUGAUUGUCACCUGGAAAUUAUUUAAUAAGCAGGCUUUUAGCAGCUUGAAAGUGUAAUCAGUUUAAUGAUAUCGAAGCAAGUGUUCUUUA
Papaver somniferum (opium poppy) is the source of this 1263-nucleotide messenger RNA. RefSeq lists its product as uncharacterized. The transcript has 7 exons. Bases 54 to 1157 code for a protein of 367 amino acids. Lineage: Eukaryota; Viridiplantae; Streptophyta; Magnoliopsida; Ranunculales; Papaveraceae. The record is from RefSeq and is a predicted model, not a curated record.